Messenger RNA from Ipomoea nil (Japanese morning glory), 4541 nucleotides. RefSeq names its product mediator of RNA polymerase II transcription subunit 15a-like. Gene Ontology annotation, molecular function: chromatin DNA binding; transcription coactivator activity. NCBI's taxonomy places the organism in Eukaryota, Viridiplantae, Streptophyta, Magnoliopsida, Solanales, Convolvulaceae. The record is from RefSeq and is a predicted model, not a curated record. The coding region runs from base 199 to 4173 and encodes 1324 amino acids. Gene Ontology annotation, biological process: regulation of DNA-templated transcription. The transcript has 11 exons.
UAUUGACUUAUUACUGCUAAUUAAGGAUUUAUUGUCCCAACUCCUAUAUAUAAUUUCACCCAUUCUUGUAGUUCUCUUCUGAUUUACGGAGUAUAUGAUCUCUCUCUUUCUCUCUCUCUGCGAUUCCUAUCGUUUUCUGGGUACCAAUCUCGUUGACCUGAGUAUUCUUUGUUGUAUCUGUAAUCUGUGAAUCCAUUCAUGGAUGGGAAUAAUUGGAGAACGGCCCAAGCUCAGGGUCAGGCGCCGGCCGGCGAUGCCACCGCCCCGGCACCGGUGCCGGCAAACGGAGCUGUCGAGACUGGCGAUUGGCGGGCUCAGCUACAACCAGAAUCGCGUCAGAGGAUUGUCAACAAGAUAAUGGAGACUUUGAAGAGGCAUCUUCCCUUCUCUGGACCAGAAGGGCUUCAUGAGCUUAGGAAAAUUGCAGUAAGGUUUGAGGAAAAGAUUUAUGCUGCUGCUGUUAGUCAGUCAGAUUAUCUGAGGAAGAUAUCUUUAAAGAUGUUGUCUAUGGAGACAAAAUCACCAACUCCCAUGUCCAAUUCUCUGCAGUCUAACAAUACAUCUAGUGCUCAGAAUCCCCAACUUCCAGGGACACACAAUGUAAUGCAAAACCAGGUUAACGGCCAAGGACAGCCACUCUCUAUUCCAAUGGUGACCAAUCAAUCUCAAACACGACAGCAAUUGGUGUCUCAGAACAUUCAGAAUAAUAUAACAUCAACUGGACUGCCAAGUUCUGCAAAUAUGGUGCCUGCACUCCCUACUGGCAGCAAUUUGGCUCAACCUAGUGUGGCAAAUGUUGUCAACCAAUGUUCUGGUUUGCAGAAUAUUCAAGGUAUUCCCAAUGUUUCUCAAAACUCAGUGGCAAACACCAUGGGCCAAGGGAUGGGUUCCAAUAUGGUAGCCAAUUCUCAGAGACAGGUGCAGGGAAGGCAGCAACAGGUUAUUUCCCAACAGCAGCAGCACCAGCACCAGCACCAGCAGCAACAACAGGUUAUUUCCCAACAGCAGCAGCAGCAGCAGCAGCAGCAACAACAACAACAACAACAAUCUCAGAAUUCACAACAAAUUCUUUACCAGCAGCAUUUACACAAUCAAAUGAUGAAGCGAUCUUUGAUGCAAUCUCAUAUGCAACAACAGGAGCGGCAGCAACAGCAAAACUUACUACAACAGAAUCAGAUCCAAUCAUCUCAGCAAGCUGUCAUGCAGCCUUCUCUUCCGCAGAGCCAACAAGCUUCUGUUCAACAACCAACUCAAUCUGUACUUCAGCAACGUUCACAAUCAGUCCUCAGGCAACAACAAAGUCAACAGCCUCCAAUGAUUCAUCAACAGCAAGGAUCACUGCUGCAGCAGUCACUGAUGCAAAACCAACAGCAGCAACAACAGCAGCAGUUGAUUGGUCAGCAGCAGAGUGUUGCAAAUAUCCAACAGAACCAGUUGAUAGGCCAACAGAACAACUUACUUGACAUGCAGCAAUCUAGGGUGAUUGCCCAACAAAAUAACUACUCAAACAUACAACAGCAGCAAUUAAUUAAUCAGCAGAAUAACCUUCAGAAUAUACAUCAGCAAUUGAGCAGUCAAGGUAAUGUCGUUGGGCUACAGCAACAGCAGAUGCCUGGAAAUCAAUCCUCUAGUUCUGGAUUGCCUACUAAUCAGCAUCCUAUCCAAAUGUUACAACAUUCAAAGGUUCCAGUGCAGCAACAAAUGCUGUCAAAUUCCACAAUAUUGCAAACGCAAGGUCUUCAUUCGCAAGCACAGCAGACACAGCAGCAGAUGAUGUCUCAGAGUCAAGCACAACCUGGAGCAUUGCAACCACCAUUAGGAUUGCAGCACCAACGAAUUCAAGCAUCAAGUCCCUUGCUUCAACAGAAUGUGAUUGAUCAACAGAAGCAACUUUUUCAGCAGCAGAGGACCACUCCAGAAGCCUCAUCAACAUCUCUGGAUUCAACAGCUCAGACGGGAAAUGCAAAUGGAGCUGAUUGGCAGGAAGAGGUUUACCAAAAGAUCAAGUCCAUGAAAGAUAUGUAUUUUAUGGAUCUUACCGACUUGCAUGGGAAGAUUUCUACCAAAUUGGCUCAGUGUGAGUCUCUUCCUCAGCAACCCCCAACUGAUCAAAUUAACAAGCUCAGGAACUUUAAAAGUAUGGUGGAACGCUUUCUACAUUUCUUGCAGCUUAACAAGAGUGAGGUUCAGCUGCAACACAAGGAGAGAAUGGUUUCCUAUGAGAAACAAAUACAUUAUUUUCUUGCUUCCAACAGGCCCCGAAAACCUGUGCAGCAAGGGCAACCUCAGCACACACAUACUCAUGACAAUCAAAUUAAUCCUCAGAUGCAAUCUGUAAAUCUACAGGGCUCCAUGGCAACAAUGCAGCACAGUUCAUUAUCAUCUGUAUCUGCUGUUUCAGGCUCUCAGCAGAACAUGAUAAACACCCUUCAACAUGGUACUGGUGUGGAUUUGGGGCAGGGUAGUUCAUUAAGUUCACUGCAGGCGGUGGCUACUGGAUCUUUACAGCAGAAUCCUGUCAGUGGUCCUCAACAGAUAAACAUGAGCUCACUAUCAUCACAAAGUGGUGCAAAUACACUGCAGUCAAACCUGAGUACCUUACAGCCGAGUUCUAAUGUACUUCAACACCAGCAUCCUAAACAACAUGAGCAGCAGAUGCUGCAUAACCAGCAAAUGAGACAUCAAAUGCAACAACAACAACUUUUGCAUAAGCAACAGCUAAUGCAACAGCAGCAGCAAAUAAAGCAAUCACAGACUCCAUUGACAGCACAUCAGUUGCAACAGCUUCACCAGAUAUCUGAUUCUAAUGAUAUGAAGAUGAGGCAACAGAUUGGUAUGAAUGGUAUCAAAUCAGGUGUGCUUCCACAGCAUCAGUCCAUAGGCCAGCGCGUGGCAGCACAGCACCCCCAUCAUAAGUCAAAUAUUUCAUCACCUCAACUUCAACAGGCCUUAUCUCCCCAGCUGUCCCAGCAUCCAUCUCCACAAAUUGACCAGCAAAAUAUUUUGGCUUCUCUGACUAAAGCUGGAACACCUCUCCAAUCUGCAAGCUCACCUUUUGUUGUCCCUUCUCCUUCAACUCCCUUGGCUCCAUCUCCCAUGCCUGGGGAGUCUGAGAAAGUUAGUGCUGGCAUUCAGUCACUCCCUAAUGCUGGAAGCAUAGGGCAUCAACAAGCUACUGGUGCAUCUGCACCAGGUCAAUCUCUUGCAAUUGGUACUCCAGGGAUAUCAGCAUCACCUUUGCUUGCUGAAUUUUCCAGUCUAGAUGGAGCACAUGCAAAUGUGUCAACCGUUUCUGGAAAGUCGAGUGUAGAACAACCCCUGGAACGCUUGAUUAAAGUGGCAAGUAGGAUGUCUCCUGAGGCAUUCAGUUCAUCAGUUAGUGACAUCAGCUCCGUUGUCAGCAUGAUUGACAGAAUAGCUGGAUCUGCACCAGGAAAUGGAUCAAGGGCAGCUGUUGGUGAAGAUUUGGUUGCCUUGACAAGGUGUCGUCUGCAAGCAAGAAAUUUCUUUACACAGGAUGGACCUACUGGAACAAAGAAAAUGAAACGGUAUACAACUUCAAAUGUAGUGUCAUCUAGUGGAAGUGUGAAUGACAGUUUUAGACAGCUGAUUGGCUCUGAAACAUCUGAUUUAGAGUCUACAGCAACAUCCAGUGCCAAAAUGCCAAGGAUUGAGGUUAAUCAUGCACUCAUUGAAGAGAUAAAGGAUAUUAAUCGACGAUUGAUAGAUACUGUAGUCGAAAUCAGUGAUGAAGGUGUUGAUCCAAGUACUCGAGCUCCUGCAGCAGUUGGCAGUGAAGGUACCACCAUUAAGUGUUCGUUCAAUGCUGUAGCUCUAAGUCCAAAUUUGAAAUCACAGUUUGCUUCAGCACUAAUGUCACCAAUUCAGCCUUUGAGAUUGCUCGUUCCUGCUAAUUAUCCGAAGUGCUCUCCUAUACUCUUGGAGAAGUUCCCAGUUGAAAUAAGCAAGGAGUACGAGGAUCUGUCGAUAAAGGCCAAGUCAAGGUUCUGUGCAUCUCUCAGAAGUCUAUCUCAACCGAUGUCAUUGAAGGAGAUGGCAAGGACCUGGGAUAUCUGUGCACGUGCAGUCAUCUCCGAGUACGCGCAACAAAGCGGUGGGGGAAGUUUCAGCUCAAAGUAUGGGACUUGGGAAAGCUGUUUGAGUAGCGGAUGAGCAAACUCUUCUAAUAAUAUACAGAGUAACAUCAAAAGGAUGUCUGGCUUUUGUUGCCUCCAAUUCCGAGUAUGGUCUGGAGUUUCAAUGGCAUAAAGGUUUUGUCAGCAGCAUACUAUUUUUUUUCCUCUUCCAUACACAUUUCUGUUUGUUUUCUUACAGCCUUGAGCCGACUGCCGAGCCAUAGUAAUGUUAGGUUGCUUUGCUUUUAUUUGAUCUGGCAGAGGCAAAAUAGUGGGUAUGUGAGGGGCAAAUAGUAAAAGAUUAUAUGUAUAGUUCCAAUAACAUGAAACUAUGAAAGGCUGCCUUGUGAGAUGAGUUUUUUUUUUUUUUUUUUGCUGAAAUGAAAGGAUUUGCAUUCCUUUUUC